AGACACCAUUUCCUCUCUUUCUGUCUGAUCUAGCAAACGGAUCCCCCCCUAUAACUUGCGGAUGAAAUGUGUUUUGACAGAGCUUUUAUGCAAACUUAACCCAUAUUUCUGACGGGAUUCACACACUUAUUUAGUCUUAUCAGUCAAAGAUAGUAUGGGUUAUUUUAAAAACAAGAUUUAAGUUUGUUUUUUUUAGCAGGAAUCAAACCGAAUCGGAACCUGGAUAGCAGAUAAGCAUACGUAGAAAGACGCACGUAAUGCCAUCCUCUUAGUGUAAAAGUGAAACUUUUCCUCACUUUGUUAUUAUGGCACACAUGGGAGCCCCUGAAUGACACGUUAAGGAGAAACCGAACUGCAGUGUGGAUGCUGCAUACGGGAGGAGGUGCGGCAAAACUAGAUUAGGAAGACAAGGAGAGCGCUGUUGUUCCGUCAAAUCUCAAACCCAGCCAGCAGUCAGUCAGUGUGUUGUUGAAAACGGGAGCGUCGGGCUGCAUUCUGCACACUUUCUCCGUCCCAUCACUCAGAAACCUGUCUGCAAAACUUUUGGGAUUGUUUGAAUUUUAUGAGAGGAGGGACAAGAAGGUGAAACGGCGAGGGAAUGGAGAAGCACAAAGUGCUGGACCAGCUCCUGAUGGAGCUCCACCGCUUCCUGCUCAUCCUGGACAAGGAGACACUGAGUGGGAACGCCACCAUCCAGAAGGGCUUGCUGUCUGAUCUCCUGCGGUCCUACAGUUCCUCCAAUGGUGCUGAUGAGGAGUAUAUCUACAUGAACAAAGUCAUUGUUACUGGGAAGGACAAAGGCAGCAAAGGUGACAGAUCAGAUGCCCUGGUCAAUGGAAAAGCAGCAAAAUUUGUCCCCGUCCCACAGAAGAGCCUCCCUGACCUGCCGCCCCCCAGAGCUGGUUUGGUGGGUCGAGAGCCGUUCCCCUUACCUGCAGUUCCUGCUCCAGCCUGUAUAGACACUUCAGAGAGUUACUAUGAGGAGGCUCAGCCCUAUGAGGAAACUUUCAAUGAUCUGGACUGUUUUGGCCUCCUCUCAGGGCCCUGGAUGCGCGUGCGGAGCUCUGACAGUGUGGUCUAUGCUGUUAUCAACAGGGAUGAUGGGGAUGCAGUUAGCAGUUCAUACGAGUCCUACGACGAGGAGGAAGUGACCAGAGGAAAGUCAGAAUCCGCUCAGCACCAGUGGCCGUCAGCAGAGGCAUCCAUUGAACUCAUGAAGGACGCUCGGAUCUGUGCCUUCCUGUGGAGGAAGAAGUGGCUGGGCCAGUGGGCCAAACAGCUGUGUGUCAUCAAAGACCAUCGCCUGCAGUGUUAUAAGAGCUCCAAGGAGCAGACGCCUCUGCUGGAUGUGAGUCUGCUGGGCUGCAGUGUGGUCUACAAGGAGAAGCAGCUGAAGAGGAAGGAGCACAAACUGAAGGUCAUUCCAGUGGGAGGGGAAGCCAUCGUGCUCGGCCUACAGAGCAAGGAGCAGACGGAGCAGUGGCUGAGGGUGAUUCAGGAGAUUAGUCCCAAGCCGGCAGAAAACUGUGACUCUCAGCACUCUGUGUCUGACUCCCCAAGACUCAUUUGUACAAAGGGAGAACUGAGUGAAAGAUACUCAGUGGCUUCAGAGAGCGGCAGCAGCACUGACAGCCAUGCUGACACUCCCGAAAACAAAGAUGGAAAUAUUAUCUUCCCCUCCACAGUGAAGAAAAAAUAUGGGGCAGGCUUGAAGUUUAGCAACCUCAUGAACAUUGGCAAGAAAAAACCCUCUUCGUUGGAGAGCCCGGAGAAAAGUCUGGACACCUCAGGCUACCUCAACGUGUUGGUGAACAGCCAAUGGCGGACCUGCUGGUGUCUUAUAAAGAACGGGAAGCUAUGGUUUUACCAGGACAAGGGCAAAAACAAAGUGAGCCAGCCUGCUGUGACCCUGGGGGGCUGCAGUGUUCUGCCCGACCCCAGCCCCGAGCACCUGUACUCCUUUAGGAUCGACAUGGACGGCGCGCAGCUGGCAACCCUAGAGGCUAAGACGUCCGCAGACAUGGGCCAUUGGUUGGGCCUCUUGCUGUCACAGACGGGGAGCAAGACGGACCCCGAGGAGCUGACGUACGACUACGUCAACUCUGAGAGGAUCUCCAGCAUCGUCAACGCUGCCAAGACUUCCUUAUACUUGAUGCAGAGGAGGUAUUCAGAGCCAAACGCCUACAUAGACAACCCACCCUCCAUGCCUCACAACUCUGAUGAGCUGUAUGAUGAUGUGGCGUCUCUAGCUGAUCCAGAGGAUGCUGAAGAGAGCGGCCUGCCAGACAGUGAGGACAACAAUCCUCAGGAACAUAUUGAAACAUGCACGCAGGACACCAAGGACUCAGUGGAAGCAGAACAGGACUCUGAAAACCGGAUCUACCUGGACCUGGUCCCUGUUCGCUCCUUCCUCCAUACGUCCUGCGGGGGUAAAGCCCCCUCUGUCAAAGAAACUUCUAGAAAUUCCCCGGUCCCAGGAGAGGACCAUAAGGAACCCUCAUCUCAAAUAAAAGAGGUCAUUUCAACUAGCCGUACUGAGCCAGAUUCGACACCUGUGUUAGAUGGAACAAGUUCGUCCUCUAUAACCAGCAAAGCAGAACCGGAGCUCCCCCCGACUCCCACUCCAAUACAGCCACAAACUCAGCCAGUCAAGACCUCAUCCCAAAGCCAGGAGACCCCCAAGAGGACCAGUGUGGGAAUCCCACAGGUCUUCAACUCCCUCGGGGUUCAGAUCAAUAAAGGCCCAACGGUUUCUGCUGGGCUCCCUCACAGUCCUAGCCCCAUGCGGCCGAAGGCACACACCAUAGGGUGUCCCGGUGCAGUCGAAGUGAAACUGGGCAAGAACCGCACAGAGGCAGACGUGCGGCGCUACAUCGAUGAGCGCGACGGUCUGGAGAGAGAGCGGGAGGAGGUGAGGAGCAGUCUGGCGAACCUGAAGAAAGAGAGGAGGGAAACCAAAGAGGAGCUCAGUGCCUGCCAAGAUCCAAAGCAGCAGGCCUCAUUAGAAGCCUGUCUGAAGCAGAAGGAGGAGGCGUGUCGAGAGGCAGAGCGCCGCAGGGUGGAGGUGGAGCUGCAGCUGGUGGAAGUGAAGGAAAGUCUGAAGAAGGUGGAGUCGGGGCCUUUCACACUGGGGACCACACUGGACAGCAGCCUCCAGGACUCGCCUACGUCUAAAGCAGCAACCUGGCCUACUCCCCAGACGACAUCAUCAUCAUCAUCAUCAUCAUCAUCAUCCCAACCAUACAACAGCAACGUCAGUGCAGACCCGGCCUCCCCAGUCAACUCUGCAUCUUCGCUAAAGAACAGGCCGGUCUCCAUCAUGGCCACCAAAGGCAAAGUCCUGCAGAAAGCUAAGGAGUGGGAGAAGAAAUCCACCACCUAGAGGGAAACAUGAACGCCCUUUGACCUCUCAAAUCGAUAUGUUUCUCGAGGUCUGGUCUGCUUUCCAAAGCAGGAACGGCCAGACAGUUAAAUCAGCAUCCUCCCUUCUCUCUCUGGAUCCCUCAUCACCUCCUUGCCAAGACUAUAAAAAGCCAAUCAGGGAGCCGUCUUCUCAAAUACCACUGGAUAAUCUUGGUUUCAAUGACAUUUCAAGUCGUUUUUCUCCAUUUGCUCAAAGGAGGACAUUGAUGAAGUAGCAUUUUGGCCAGUCUAACAAUUGUUCCCGACGAUGAUGAUGAUGAUGAUGAUGCACAAAUAGGGAUGUUUUCGACAUUGAAAAAAAGCCAAACAUCUGAAACCACUGAGAGAGAGAAAAGACACCCCUCUACUAAAUUGGCCAUUUUGUACACUCUACAUUGUAGCUUGGUUCAUAUAUGCUGGUAGCCAAGAUGUAAAUAUAUUUACACCCUUAUUCAGCCUAAUUUGGCUUGUAUUGCUAGCUAAAAAUGCACUUUUUAUUCAAAUAAAAAUGUACUGACAACAA
Messenger RNA from Cottoperca gobio, 3925 nucleotides. It is a transcript of the gene afap1l2, whose product is annotated as actin filament associated protein 1-like 2. The record is from RefSeq and is a predicted model, not a curated record. Gene Ontology annotation, cellular component: cytosol. Gene Ontology annotation, biological process: inflammatory response; regulation of mitotic cell cycle; positive regulation of DNA-templated transcription. Bases 599 to 3382 code for a protein of 927 amino acids. The transcript has 20 exons. Lineage: Eukaryota; Metazoa; Chordata; Actinopteri; Perciformes; Bovichtidae. Gene Ontology annotation, molecular function: SH3 domain binding; SH2 domain binding.